AUGAGCCUUCUCAGGUCUAUCGUCAUAUCUUUGAGCGCAGCCAAGGCAUUUGCGGCCACUUCGACAGCAGAUGCCACGGCCAGCUCCAUAACUGGCUGCCAUACUCAUGGAUCAGACAUCUUCUGCUCCAAUAUCGAGGGACAUGAAGUGCUGGUUUCAGUGGCUGCAACACCCAUGAGCGGAACACCGGCGCAGUACACUGGCUGCCACUCACACGGAAACGCCUCAUAUUGCAUCGAUGAAGAUGGAAAUGAUGUUCUAGUUCAAGUGCAAGACAAUGAUGAUGAAGAGUCGCACGAUCACGAUCAUGCCCAAGAGGAGUCUGAAGAGUCCGAGUCGGGAGGAAAGGCUGAUUGCCAUUUCCAUGCUGGCGUAGAACACUGUGUCAGCGCAGGGGAGUCAAAGCACAGUAGCCACCAGUCUUGUGGCAUCCAAACAAGAGAUUAUAAUGUGCCGCUGAGAAUUGGAACACUCUUCGUGGUUCUCGUCACCAGUGCAAUUGGUGUUUUUGCCCCUAUCUUACUGUCUAAGCUUCCUUUUGCAGCCAUCAAUUGCGUGGUAUCAACGGUUAUCAAGCAGUUCGGUACGGGAAUCAUUAUCGCGACAGCAUUUGUUCAUCUAUACACACAUGCUUCUCUUAUGUUCACGAACGAAUGUUUGGGUGAGCUGGAUUACGAAGCAACUACCUCAGCAGUGGUCAUGGCUGGCAUAUUCCUAGCAUUCUUAUUCGAAUACAUCGGCCAUCGAUUUACCACGGCGAAAGCCAGGAGAGCAGUCAUGUCACCAUCGGAGCAUUCAAGCUCCCAGGAACCCGCUCGCAAAGAUGAUGUCCCAUCUCACCAGCAGUCUACACUGGCACAUCUUGGGCAUACCCACGGGUCGCCUCUCGACCCAACCGGGCCAACCACAAAAUUCUCGGUCCUUGUCAUGGAAGCUGGUAUACUUUUUCACAGCAUCCUAAUUGGCCUCACACUAGUUGUUGCAGGCGACUCUUUCUACAAAACUCUUCUAGUGGUCAUUGUUUUUCAUCAAUUUUUCGAAGGUCUUGCCCUCGGUGCUCGCAUCGCGAUGGUCCCUGGCGCAAUUUUCCCCUCGAAGGCUAUAAUGGCCGCAGUGUUUGCCCUCAUCACUCCUAUCGGGAUGGCUAUUGGAUUGGGCGUACUGCACUCUUUCAACGGUAACGAAAGAAGCACUCUAAUUGCGCUUGGUACACUAGAUGCCCUUUCUGCUGGUAUUCUUGUGUGGGUGGGCGUUGUCGAUAUGUGGGCUCGAGACUGGGUGAUCGAAGGUGGUGAAAUGCUCAAUGCACCUUUGCACAGAGUACUGACAGGAGGAUUGGCUUUUGUGAUUGGGCUCGUUCUGAUGGGGCUGCUUGGUAAAUGGGCUUGA
This is a messenger RNA of Penicillium daleae, 1389 nucleotides long. RefSeq names its product putative ZIP Zinc transporter (gene zrfC). The record is from RefSeq and is a predicted model, not a curated record. Lineage: Eukaryota; Fungi; Ascomycota; Eurotiomycetes; Eurotiales; Aspergillaceae. Gene Ontology annotation, biological process: zinc ion transmembrane transport. Gene Ontology annotation, molecular function: zinc ion transmembrane transporter activity. Gene Ontology annotation, cellular component: plasma membrane. Bases 1 to 1389 code for a protein of 462 amino acids. The transcript has 4 exons.